Molecule: messenger RNA, 8224 nt
Organism: Sphaeramia orbicularis (orbiculate cardinalfish)
Lineage: Eukaryota; Metazoa; Chordata; Actinopteri; Kurtiformes; Apogonidae
Gene: rgs17
Product: regulator of G protein signaling 17
Exons: 6
Coding region: 569-1198 (209 amino acids)
Source: RefSeq, a predicted model, not a curated record
UCCAGGGGCUCGGCGGCGUUCGGUGCUGAAGUGGGGCGGAUGGCAGAAAAACAGCGGCGAUGGACAUUACACUGCAGGAUUCCCAUUUACGAUGUAGUUAAAGAAGCAUCGGAACAACGCGUUUUCAAAGCUAUCACCCUAGGACACUGACAGCCCACCGUAAAGGGAUGCUGUACUUUCACUGCUCCCUCUACUCUCACGUCUAUAAAUGACCCAUUCACUGAGAUCCAAGGAAGCCUAGGAGGCCACGGCGAGAGCGACAAAAGGAGUGAAACAAGGAAACGAGGAGAGGAAGCCGUCGCAUUUCACCUCAGCUCUUGUGUCCCUUUCUGCGUUGAGUCGGUCAGGGAUGGUGAAACCAGUAACCUCUCUUCCCUCUGGUGAAAAGAACCUCCUCGCCUUUUGUCCUGCAUCUCCUGCAAGCCAAACAACCAGUCCAUUAGCCAAACAGACGCUCAGACAGUCCACCAGUCAGUCCCUCCAUCAACCAGCCUGCUAUCAUCCAGCAACCUAUUACCUCAGCGCCAUGACUGCUCUGUCUGACCUGUUUUUAGGAACACACUAAUUCAUGCCCCGGAGUGUGAGUGGAGUGGAGAUGAGAAAAAGGCAGGCGGCUCACAUCGAGGCCCCACCCCAGGCCCCUGGACAGCCCCGACCAAACACCUGCUGCCUCUGCUGGUGUGGCUGCUGCAAGUGUCUCUGGAACGAGGACCGGAUGGAACGGAGUGAACGACAAACCUGCACCAAGAUGGACAGUAUUGAAGCUGUGGAAGAACAACAUCCCAGCCUGGACGAGGUCCUGUCGUGGGCGCGGAGCUUUGAGAUGAUGCUACGUUCGUUGGAGGGCCGGGAGGUUUUUCGGGAGUUUCUGCGCUCGGAGUACAGCGAGGACAACCUGCUUUUCUGGUUGGCCUGUGAAGAGCUGAAAAAGGAGACCAAUCCCUCGGUGGUGGAUGAGAAGGCCAGGAUCAUAUACGAAGAUUAUGUGUCCAUAUUAUCACCCAAAGAGGUGAGUCUGGACUCGCGGGUCAGAGAAGGUAUAAACCAGACCCUGGCAGAGCCCAGCAACCUGAUGUACGAGGAGGCCCAGCUCCAGAUCUACACCCUGAUGCACCGCGACUCCUUCCCCCGUUUCCUCAACUCCUCCGUUUACAGAGACCUCCUGGCCAACAGGAGGCGCACCUGCCUCGACCCCUAGGCCCCGAGCCCCCGCCCUCCCUCAUUACCAUCGUACACCAACGAGACUACUACUUUAACUUCAAAUACUACUAUGGUGCCAGAAGUAGGGUUUGGAAAAUCUCUCCCUCUUUUUUGAUGGAAAAGACUGAAUGACAUCCGAGAUAGCUGGUUGAUUUUUUUAUUUAUAUUUUUUAAGCAAUUUAUAUCCAGUUCUCCACUGGAGCCAGGUCGGCCUUUGCUGGUUGGUUAUUGGUCAAUUUAUGGCCAUUAAUUCUGGCCAGUGAUUGUUUUGCUAGAAGUUUGUGCUGUUUGUUUCGGUUGCCUGGCCAACCCGCUGGUCAACACUUGUGGCCAACCAGAUGGCUAGCAGUUGGUUAACUGUGGACAAGGAGUUAGACAAGGAGAGAGAGAGAGAAAGAGAGAGAGACAAAGGAUAAGCCAACUGUUUCUGUACUGUAAUAUUUAGACCUUAUUCUUUUUACUUCGAUGUCCUCUCUACCUUACUUGUUUCAUACUAUUGUUUUUUUCUAUUCCCGUCCCAUUCUAAAAAUAUAUUUAAUUUAAACUUGUCAUUUCUUUACAGUCCAAACAUAGAUCAUGGUGGGAGUUGGGGCUUCACCUCCUGUUGUAAAAGCACUGGCUCUGCAUGUAACUCUCUCUCUCUACAGUAACUUGACAAUGUUAGCCGUGGACUGCAACAGUUUUUGAAUUUGGGAUGUACAGUAUUACGACAGGGGACCUGUCUCUAUGUCUGGCUGUUUAUGUUCAGCGAAGGGAAAAAGUACACUUCUGCCAAUUUUAAGCUUAACUCAGUUGUUAUAUUGAGGAGAUUUGAGGGCUUCUGCAACUAAGGCAGCAGCAGCACCUACCCAUCCAUUCUUCCACCUGUCCAUCCGUCUGUCCAUCCGUCCAAGCACUUUUCCUUCUUUAGGAUUCUUUAACUGGGAGAAGUAAGGGCUAGAAUUGUGGUUGGGCAGCUACAUGUAUUAUUAUCAUUAUUAUUGUUAUUAUUAUUAUUAUUAUUACUCAUGAACUUCUCAAAAAAAAAAUCUCUCCACUGAGAACAUCACAAUGCCUUUACAUGUAAGAAAAGGCAGCACAACAGCUGCUAGAGUUUUUUCUGGAAAGCAACCACAGUUUGUCCGAUGAUCCCUACCUCCCAUCUUUUCCCCCUCACCUCCUCCUCUUCCUCCUCCAACUCAGACCAUCACAGCCUGACAAGCACAGGUGCCCAAUGUGGGGUUAAUUUAAAAAAAAAAAAAAAAAAAAAAAAACGCUGGAGAAAAUAAAACAAACCCCACAUUGACUCCAAAUAGUGGAAUACAUUUUGAAAUUCUUGAGCAGAAAAGAUGAGUUUACAUUUUAGUAUUUUAGGAAUGAAAUGCUGGGCGUUGAAGACAGCUGGUUCUGCUUGAAGAGCAUCUGCAGGGGUUUUCAGCCCUGGCUUUUGUCUUGUAAGGCUUUUAGCUUUAGAUGCUGUAGGUAUUGCUGAUGUGGACGUCGUAUAUGACUCUGCAAAUGUGUGAACCAGGUGCCAAACAUGAUGUCAGACAUGCUGUGUUGAGAUAUUUGAUGUGACUUGUCAGUAGGCUGUUGGGUCAUUUCGGUGCAUUGUCUGUUUUGCCGGCAGAUAAAGCUGGAAGAGUGUAUGGUAGGCUAGUUAGCUACUGCCCAUUCAAGACACUCAUUUAUGCCAGAGCUAGUGAAGAGGGUUGGUAUAUUAAUGCUAACACGCUAAUGGACUAGCUGAGAAGUUUGUAGUCAUAACAUGUUAGUCUUUUUGUACAAGGCUAACUAGGUUUCAGCAUGCAGUAGGCAAGCAGUUAGCAUGCUUGUGCUAGCCAUGCUAACACUUCAUCCCACAGCCAGCCCUCACAGACUCUGGUUUGUUUUUCUAAUCUGAAUUUGCCAGCAUGCUAUGAUAAUAGUUAUAUGUGUGUAUGGUACAGUUACACACUUAACAGAAAAAUUUAAAAAAUUAGAAAAAAAAAAAUAAUAAGGGGGUCUUGCCAAAUGUCCCAUUAACAUUUUUAGUAUUAAAAGGACAUUUUGUUUUUUGAUGAUGUGAACAUUAGAACAUGAACUUUGUUCCUGGCCUGUGGAUGUUCAGUAGAAAGUGCAUGAGUGCAGUAUAUGCUAUUUUCUUGAAUUAACUGGGCCUCCAAAUGUAUUCAUCAUGUUACAUGAUGGAUAGCGAACCUCUAGUUUUGAUGGUUAGUGCAGUCUUAAAGUGUCAAUGAAACAGUGCCACUCUUCAGUGAUAACCAUAGGCAUCCAUGUUGCCACGUCCUUUAACUACCUGAAGUUCACGUGCCAAGUACGGUCAAGAUUAGAUUUAGAAAACGACGUGCAGAAAGCCUAGCAGACUAUUGAAGUGUGUUUGGAUCUAGUUAGUAAUAAUAGAUUGGAGUCUCUUUGAAGUUUUGCAUUGGUUUUGGAUUGCCAGAGAGUGAAUUUAGAAUUUACUAACCACAACAUCUUUCAGGAUAGUUGCAUCUUUUUCUAAGUAGCUGGCAGUUUCUAAUUAGCAUUUCAGAUUUUAUUCAUGGUACUAAAUUAGAUACCAGAUAUUUUCAUUGAAAAGAGGAAAAAUGGCCUAAAAUGGUGUUUUCUUUCACUGCGGUUAAAUGGCAAAGUCUUUGAUUCUUAGACUUAAAAGCCCAGUUUUUGAUUUAUUCAGUGGCUAAAAAUGCUAAGUAGACACUGCUGCCAGUUCAAAACUUUUCUGCAAAAGUUUUCUAUCCUGAAAUAUUGAUUAUGAAUCAAUAAAUCAGACUUUGUAAAGUCAUGAAGGCAACUUUAAACCAGUCAUCCAACAACUGCAAUGUUCCUUAUUGAAAGUAUUCUAUAUUUAGUCAUUUAACCUUUGGCAAUACAGUACUCACGUGCAGACUACAUUAAUAUCCAUAAGGGCUUGAUUGAUUGCUUAGCUGCUUUAAUAAAGAGCUGUGCAUGCAUGCGCCCAGUUCAGAAGCAGAAGUAUACAGCCUAAUGAAUAAAUUCUGAUAACGAAGGAUCUCUCUUCAUGCUUUCUCCUUGGAACAGUUUUCUUUUCCAGGAAACUUCUUGUACUUAGAGUGAGACGUGUAACUUUUUGACUCGGUAGGCAAAACGCCUGUCACUCAUAAAGCUCUCGUAAGCAAAUCCCUCUUCUGCACAGUUCAGCUUUGUUUCCUUGUUGCUGAGUCUAUACAGUUAAUAACAUGAGAAUGUUUCACCAAGAACCAGAUAAUGAAAUCAUGGUGCAAUUAAACCAAGUUUACAUUUAUAAAUUGUGAGAUGUGUGUACCUUACUAAAUACUCAUAACCAUGGGUAGCUAACUGUCCCCAGCGUUAGCGGAGCAGCCAGCAGCUUUAACGCUGGCACGAGUCUCUGACCAGUGCUAACGGACAGUCAUGAGUUAAAAACUGGGAGUGUUUUACAGAGAGGAGAGAGACAGCAGAAACCUGGGUUUUCUGCUCAUGUUCUUUCCUCUUAAUUUAUUGUGACUUUUACACAGUGGGGAAAAAGUACAUGCUUGUUUAUUUUUAAUAACUGCAUUUCAAAUGAGGACUUUACAAGCAUGAGGAUGAUGUGAAGUGAUGCAGUGUCAUCGCUUAGGUUAGAUUUUUAUGUUUAAAUUUCCAUGGGUUUCCAAUGAGUGGGUUUUUCAGAUGUGGCUGUGGUUUUAUUGACUUAAAAAAAAAGGUUGAGAGCUGAAGUGUCCUGAUGGGAAGGAGGAGGUUUGCGAAGUUUUGGCCUUACUGACACGUUUUAUUUUUUCCUUUAUAUAUAAAUAUAUAUACCUAUAUACAUAUAUAUAAUUAUAUAUAUCUAUAUUAAAAAAACAACAACAAACGUCUCUGUAGGCUUUUCACUACCUCUCAUGUUGGUUAAUUUAUUUCACAUCUAGUUGUCAAUGUACAAGUUGUUUUUAGAUCUACUUGAAGCCUAACACUGUAAACAAAAAUGUGCACAGAAAAAAUGACUAUGUAUAUGACCAGAGGGGUUAAAGAGAGCUUGGCCUAGUUGACAUUAUAUUUUUUUUUUGUUUGUAUGUAUGUUUGUUUUUAAUUGUGUUGAGCUGAAAUAGAUUUUGCAUCUCUAUAAAGAAUUCAGGAAAUCCACUGUCUAAGGGCUAAUCCCAUUUUUGCCUAUGCAAAUCUGUUACUGUGGGUGAGUUGGGAAAGGGCGAGCUACCGUCCCUUUCACCUGUUCUAGAUGGACCAUGGUUUACAUUGCCCUUUGCUGAUAUUCUUCAAUCCUAUUCAGCAAAAAUGUACGCUUAUUUUUGUUUCUAUAUGAAUAUUAUAUAUAAAUAUAUAUAAAUAUAUAACAAGUAAUAUACAGAGAAAAUAGUAUAUGCCUUCGUGAUGAUAAAAAAAAAAAAAAAAAAAGAAACAUUGCUGAAAACAAAUAAAUGUGUUGUCUGACAUUAUGUGGCUGUGUGCUGGAGUCUUGGUGAGAUGAUACAAACGACUGGAACUUAAAGCGACUGACGAAAAAGUGGACAAACUGACUAACAAGAAGAAAAUUCAUUACUCAGGCUACAACACCAGUAGCUAACCCUGUGCAGUAUUUCUUAACUGAGGGAGAAAAAAAAACAUUAUUUCAUGAGCCACAACAGGGCUUUCUUUGACAAUUAAUGUUAUCCAGCCCCGGCCUGUGAGGUAAAUAAGGUACUUGCGUUUGUCGUUUUUUUUCACUGUAACAUUUUGUCAUUUUUACGCGGUCUGAAGGGCUGAGUUGGAGCAGACCUGGAAACAAGCUGAGAUAUUAAUGUUCUCUGCCUUUGGGACUGUGCACUGUCGAUCUGUAGGUCACAUUCUUAAAGCCGUCAGUGAAAUAAAAAAAAAAAAAAACCUCCACUUGCCAUGAAAUGAUUUACAUGUUAUCGUGAUGAUCUUUUUUUGCUGGACAAUGCACAGCUGUCGUGAAUUUGUAAAGAAAUGAGUGCAGCCCAGUGUCGUCAGCAAACAACAGCGACUUAUUUUUCUACUCUUCGACAUUCAUCGUUCUUUUUGUAGCCACAUCCACUCAGACUAUCACUGUGUUAAUGCAGUAGCGUUGAUUUGGGACACGUCGGCAGAAGUGGGUUUUCCUAUUUUUUUUAAUUGUCCACUGAUGCAGGAUGUAAGAAAAGUCAAGAUACAGAAGAGAAAAAAAAAAAAUCAGACCAUUUAACUGAGCUCGCGAGGCGCUUUUAGGUUUCGGGGCUGAGUUUUGAUUGAGGUCUGUAAGUCUGUUUUUUUAAGCUCUUGAUUUGUACAGACGUUUUAACUCCAGAGCUGAAAAGGAAAUGAAAAUAACAGUUAAUGUAUAGAUUUUUCACACAGUUUCUCACAGUGCAUCAUGGCUAAAGGAAGACGGGUUUUAUCGGCCGAUGGUUUGACAUUAGUGUGUUCCCUCAGUUGGACUUGGUGCCUCUUUACACUUCACAACAGACCUCAAGUUUUCUCUUUAUCUGUCUGUCCCACUUCUCUUGGGUUUUCACGUCCUCUCAGUGUCAUCACACAAACAACACUGUUAAUAGCAGUUUGGAGCAGAGGCGGCCCCUUUUUACAGCAAAAAUCACACAUUUGUUUUUCAGACACCCUAUUUUCGCACCUCUUCCGGGGGGUGUUUUGUGGUACUUUGGGAAGGAGAUUAUUUUUGAGCUGGUUUGGUUGGAAAUUGGUUUUCAACUUGUUCACCAGUUUUAGGCAAUCACUUUUCUCUUUAUUGAUUUAGAUGCCUAAGCCUCUUGGUUUUUGUCAUGCCUUUGUAGAUAGACGACAGUUGUCAAGAGAUGAUCCGCAGGUGAAAACUAAAAGAAUUUUCCUGUCACUUGAGCAAUUCAGAAGUGACGUUUUUUCUAUUCAGCAUGCUUUUUGCUAAAUAAAUGAAAUAAUUCAGUUAUUUGCUAUAAACGAUACUGUAUGAGUAUGUAUUCAAGUACUGCAGUAUGCAGACAAUUAAAAACAUCAGAAACUCUUUUGAGAGGUUCAUAUUUUUCACAGUAUGUUUCACUAAUAUUGACAGUACUUAAUUCUUGUUUUGAGUGUCUCAUGAAUUGCCAGAAUGAUUAAAUGGCCCUCUUUUUAUUAACAAAUAUAGACUAUGGUUGAUUGUUUCCACAUGCAUGACUUGCAGAGCAAUUACCAGGUCAGUGCUAGUUCACUAGAUUGGUCAGUUGGGCUCAUCUUUAACACUGGUUGCUUAUCGAUGGUGAAUGAGAUCCUGACUAUUUUAUUUCCACCAAGGCAGGUGACGGUUACUGAAAAAAACUUUUAUUUCUUGGAGUGCAAUGUAAAUGUAUUGCAGCGCUCCAUCUAACUGCAACUGAGGGUGAUGCAGAACCCCUAACCUCUGAGAUUCAGAUUCUAACCACUGACCAAUGAUAGCUGAGCCUCAAACAGCAGUCGGAAAGCGUGUGUUCAUUCUGCGACUUCCUCACACAUCUCAGAGCACUGUGUUCCUACUCUUCAGGGUGGUGCUGCUCAAGGAUCUGACUGCUUUACACAGUGACUUUGAAUUUUAUCAAAGUAAACUAAUCAUUGAUUCUUGAUCAGCACUCACGGUCUGAAGCGCCCGGAGAUGUAGGAAUCCCUUAACUGUAGCAUUGAAGACUUUUAUAGCUUAUUAGUCCAGCCAUGAUGAAAUAUCAUCCUUUAUUGUUGUGUAGAGCAGCCUCGUCUCUGGGAUGAUAUUUCACUCAACAGGGAUCUAAAUCUGUACUUAAAGGCAGAACUGGUACAAUUAUUAACAGCACUUGGCAUUGGGGAGUUUGUACAUUGUUGGAGAAACGUGUAAUUAUAUUGUUAGUGGCAAUUCUCUGCAUGAAAGUACGACACACAGGACAGGACACUAGAAUCAACUAAAAUCAAUGAAAGAAAUUACAUAUACAGCCCAUGUCUUGUUUAGGAAAUUUGGAAGAUUAUUUUUUUCUUCGUAACACUUAAACUUGAUAAACAAAUGUUGUAAGCUGUGUAAGACUGUGGCUCCAAUGUGAUCAGUGUGGAGAGUUGUUAAAAAGAGAAAAACUUCUGUCACCUGUAGAGAUGUGUUAAAUAAAAAAAAAUAAAG